Closterium sp. NIES-65 is the source of this 297-nucleotide messenger RNA. NCBI's taxonomy places the organism in Eukaryota, Viridiplantae, Streptophyta, Zygnematophyceae, Desmidiales, Closteriaceae. The record is from the annotation of a GenBank genome assembly.
AUGUUCUUCCACGUGGUGCUGGAGAAGAAGCUCCAGCUGCACCCGCGGCACUUCGGCCCGCACCUUCGCGAGAAGCUCGUCUCGAAACUGGUGGCUGAGGUGGAAGGCACGUGCACGGGUCGGCAUGGGUUUGUGGUGGCGGUGACAACAGUGGAGAGUGUGGGCACGGGGAUAGUGCGCGACGACACGGGCUAUGUGACCUUCCCCCUCAUUCCUGACGACAUGUCCUUCACACCUGGCGACAUCAACAGCUACCAGACAGAAGACGGCACGGUGAGAUGCAGUGCUACGUGGUGA